Molecule: messenger RNA, 4002 nt
Organism: Tigriopus californicus
Lineage: Eukaryota; Metazoa; Arthropoda; Copepoda; Harpacticoida; Harpacticidae
Exons: 4
Coding region: 174-3596 (1140 amino acids)
Biological process (GO): microtubule anchoring
Cellular component (GO): axonemal microtubule; ciliary basal body; sperm flagellum
Molecular function (GO): microtubule binding
Source: RefSeq, a predicted model, not a curated record
UAAUAACUGCAAGACCCUGUGACACACAUUUUGAGCUAUAUCCGAAGGUAGCUUACAUGGAACACGAAUAUCGAUAAGGAAAAGUAAACUAUAUCAAAGAAGAUUCUAGUUGUUGGGUGGAUUGAUCCCUGAGAUUGAAAGGAACCUUCUAUUUCCUACCUUGAAAAAAAACAAUGUCGGACGAUGGCAAAGUUGGUUUCAGGUCGUACCGCAAUCAAUUCCGACGACCUUCAGCUUUGGGUGUCCCAAGAGGAGAAUUCAAGGAUAAGAGUGAAUAUGACAAAAAUUAUAAGGAGUAUGAGGCUGAAAGAUCCAACCCAUAUUAUCAAAAGGACAACUUGAAGUACGACGGGCUUGACUUUGGCAAAGGAUCCGAAUUAAGGGAUCAAUACCAGGAUUACCAAGCCCCAAAGCCUCAAAGAAUCACUAAAUACAAUGACAACCUCACAUAUGAAGGCCAGGUAGAGACGGUAACUGGUUACAAAAAUGAUUACAAUGAGAAAAAAGUGGAACGUCCCAAACAAUCCCGGCCCAACGACUAUCUUGGACCAACAGGAGACCAAGAUUUCAGUACUGACAAAAACAUGGCUUUCAGAAGACAUUCCGUGAGUAAACCAUCUAAAGGCAGAGGUGUGGACGACAACCUUGCUUUGUCUGGGAACAGGGAAACAGAUACAGAUUACAAGCGAGAGUAUGGUGAGAAACGAGGAGAACGAUCCAGAGCUGCACGUCCCAAUGACUAUCUUGGACCUGAAGGAGACCAAGAUUUCAGUACUGACAAAAACAUGGCUUAUAGAAGACAUUCCGUGAGUAAACCAUCUAAAGGCAGAGGUGUGGACGACAACCUUGCUUUGUCUGGGAACAGGGAAACAGAUACGGAUUACAAGCGAGAGUAUGGUGAGAAACAAGGAGAGCGAUCCAAAGCCUCUCGUCCAAAUGAUUACCUUGGACCUGAAGGAGAUCAAGAUUUCAACACUGAUAAAAACAUCGCCUAUAGGCGACAUUCCAUAAGCAAGCCAUAUAAAGGUCGUGGUGCAGAAGACAAUUUGGGUUUGUCUGGUGAUAGAGAAACAGACACGGAUUAUAAACGAGAAUAUGGCGAAAAGCAUGGAGAACGCUCUCAAGCAUCCAAGCCUCAAGAUUUUUUACGCCCGGAAGGAGACCGGGAUUUCGACACCGACCAAAAAUUGGCGUACCGGGGGCAUUCUGUAAGUAGGCCAACCAAAGGAAAGGCCCAAGGGGACUCCUUGGGGCUUGAAGGAGACUUGCAAAAUGACACUGAGAACAAACGGGAAUAUGGAAAGAAGCGGGGUGAACGAUCAAAACUUACCAGACCGUCAGACUACCUGGAAACCGUUGGGGAUCAAGAUUUCAACACUGAUAAAAAUAUGGCCUACAGGCGACAUUCAGUAAGCAAGCCAUCAAAAAAUCGCGGUAAGAAUGACACUUUGGGCCUUGAAGGAGACUUGCAAAGUGAUACUGACUAUCGAAGUGAGUAUGGCGAGAAAAAGGGGGAACGAGUUAGAGGCACGAGGCCUGUUGAUUACCUGGAACAACAAGGUGACCAAGAUUUCAUCACUGAUAAAGGCAUCGCAUACAAAAAUCAUGAUGUAAGCAAGCCUGAUCGCUACCGUGGAAAGGAGGAUAACCUUUUCCCAGAGGGUGUCAUGAACGACGAGACUGAUUACAGGCGAGAAUAUGGCGAAAAAUAUGGCGAUAAACCCAAGGCUUAUCGCCCUGAGGAUUUCUUAGCUCUUGACGGCGAACGGAAUUUCCAAACUGACAAUAACAUUGUUUAUCAAAAACAUCAAGCGUCCAGACCUGAACGGUAUCGAGCAAAAGGUGAUAAUUUAGUGCUGGAGGGCAACUUGGAGGAUGAAACAGCCUAUCGCAACCAAUUUCAAGGACGAGGCGGAGAACGCGGGAUAUUGCAAAGACCAGGCGAUGUCCUAGGACCAGACGGAGAACAAGAGUUUUAUACCGACAAACAGAUGGCUUACCAAAGGCAUGCAGUUGAAAGGCCAAACAAGCAAAAAGGCCGUAACGCCACCUUGGCUAUGGAGGGUGACUUUGAACGUGAAACUGAUUACCAACUCGAAUACAGCGAGAAGCACGGAGAAAAGCUAAAAGGUCAUCGCCCAGAUGAUUAUUUGGGGCCGUAUGGUGAACAAUCUUUUGAUACGGACAAAGGUAUCGCGUACCAAAAACACGAAGUGUCUAAACCCGAGAGAUACUCCAGAAAAGGUGACCAUUUGAUCAUGGAAGGAGAUUUGGAUGAUCGAACAGCAUACAAACAGGAUUACCAAGAGAAAUACGGAGAUCGACACAAACCCUAUAGACCCGAAGUGAACCUGGCCUUGGAGGGGGAUCGAGAAUUUGACACGGACAAAAACAUUGCAUAUACCCGACACGGGGUGGGUAAACCUAGCAAAUACAAGGCCAAGGGCGACAGUCUCGCUCUGGCAGGAGAUCUUGAGAAAGAAUCAUACUAUCGUCAAGAAUUUGGCGAGAAGAAGGGGCAACGCUUAGCCCUAACAAGGCCUCAUGACAUUUUAGGCCCGGAGGGGAGUCAAGACUUCGAAACACACAUUUCUCGGGCUUACCAAGUACAUGAUGUGAAAAGACCCGAACGUAUGAAAGGACAUCACGAAGGGCUGAGCAAGAAUGAAGGGUCCAUGGAUUCCAGUACAAAGUAUGCAGAAGACUUUCAAGGAACCUUGUCGGACCGAACCAAACCAAUCAGGGCUGCCCAUAACCUUAAACCUAUGAAUGCACCUUUAGAGGGUACCAGCGAGUAUGACGGUCGCUUUUUGCCUCAUGAGCAAGAUAUUACGGAACGGGCUCAGGCUAGACGUCCAAAAAGUCAGUUGGUGACAAAUUCUCAAGAAUUUGAAAAGGACUCUGAGACCAAAAGGCAGUUUUCCCUCGUCCAAGGCCGGGAUGACCUACUCAAACGGGGCCGAGAAGAGCAAGUCCGGGCCAGAAGAGCCAAUGCAACUGACAACUUGAGGCAAAACGAAGGCCGAUUGGAGGGCGUGUCGGAGACUCAAUCAAAAUAUGACGUAAAACAACACGAUAACCAGAUGUCAAAAGGAACGAGGAAGGAUAACCUGACGUUGAAUAAGGCCAAAAUGGAGGACCUUACCGAAGCGAAAUCAAGCUUUGAACCAAAAUAUGGCAGACGCUCUGGCGUCAGAAAGGGCCCCCAACCAGAUAAUCUGAAAUCCAAUCAAGAUCCCUUUGAGGGUACGUCCGAUACUAAAGCUAGCUACGGGAUCACUUCAGUGUCAAGAACAAAACCCAUCAAACCACGGACAAGUCUUCAACGCAACGAGGGCAAGUUUGCCGAGGGAAGCAUCACGAAAUAUUCUUACGACUACCGCAGUGGUUUCCCGACGAAAAAACCUCAAAAGGUCCGAGUGGGAAGUCAAUUGCGUCCUAGAGGAGGUAUAGAGGGUCAAACAGAAUACGCAGACGAAUACUUGAAGACAAACGGAGAGAGAGCUGAUUGGAUGGCAGUCAACGAUCUCCUUACCCCAUUUGGACACCAUUCCCACGAAACCAGACAUCUCGGUCAAGUAGAACAUGCCCUUUGAAAAAAAUAUCUGUGAUUGUUCAAACUGCCUUCCUAAUUGAAAAAGCUAACAUUUACCGAUUACAAACAUAUUUGCCCUGACAGUAACAUUAUACAUGAUACACCAUAGCAACUCAGCGAGCAUCCAUUUUUUCACUUCAACACUUCAUUUCACGGUGACGGCCACACAAGCUAACCGUCAUCUGACUCGCAGUUUCCCGUUCAAAAAGCUCGCUCGCUGGGAAAAAGCGUCCCUCCGCUCCUAAAAGAUCUUGUUCUCUCGAACGUGAAAUGAUGCCGAUUUUUGAGCGGCAGUUGAAAAAGUGAGUUUGGUGUUGAAAGAUGUGAUACGUUCGUUUAAAACAAAGACAUUGUUUAUAUUUAUAUUUACCGCUCUUGUGAUAAUACACAUCAAAACGUUCAAGGUA